Messenger RNA from Neohortaea acidophila, 1436 nucleotides. RefSeq lists its product as uncharacterized. Gene Ontology annotation, cellular component: nucleolus; 90S preribosome. Lineage: Eukaryota; Fungi; Ascomycota; Dothideomycetes; Mycosphaerellales; Teratosphaeriaceae. The transcript has a single exon. The record is from RefSeq and is a predicted model, not a curated record. The coding region runs from base 64 to 1188 and encodes 374 amino acids. Gene Ontology annotation, biological process: maturation of SSU-rRNA from tricistronic rRNA transcript (SSU-rRNA, 5.8S rRNA, LSU-rRNA).
GCUUUUGCCUUUGGCCUAGCGCAAACCCUAUGCCCUGGGCCGAUAUCUGGUUGUCUUUUUGCGAUGCGACACUGCACUCCGUGGUCGGCGAAGGACUCCAACGCGCACACGGACAACAUGGGCCCAGCUAGGCUUCUGGGUAAAAACGUGCGGCCUCUGCCGUCCAGUGCGUACCAUGAGGACGAGAUUGUUGCGGACGACGAAGACUUGGAGGAUUUUCACUCGGACGAGGAUGCCAGCGAAAAUGACGAGGAUGCCAGCGAUUUGGCCUCAGAAGCUGGAAGCGAUGGUGACCAGCCCAAAGCGCAGGACGCGGAGGAUUCUGGCGAAGAAGGUGUGCAAGAGCAACUCAACAAUGUCUCGUUUGCCGCCCUCUUGCAGGCGAAAGAGGCACUUUCGAAAAAGCGGAAGCGCAAUUCUGACACCACUGCCGACCAUGAGGCCAAACUGGGAGCUCUGAGAGACAGACUGCAGUCCAUCAAGUCAAAUAAGGCUGCUAUGGAAAACCGCCAAGCACCCGAAGAUAGAUUGUCAAAAGCAGGCAAGCCAUUGCCGCGCAGUCGAUCCCAAAAUGGACUGGCUCCUGCCUCAGAUGAGGAAGAAGACGACGCCGAUUCAGACUCUGCGCCUUCGGAGAUUGAGGCCGCACCGUCCAAGUCUCGCACCUCCAAGCACGCUCCAGCGGCGCAAACUUCCAGGCGCCAAGUCACGCGCAGGCGCACAGUCAUCGACGUCCCAAAACGCUCAUAUCGCGACCCUCGAUUCGAUGCCCUCCAUCAAGGCGCAAUCCAUCCAGGCAAUGCAGACAAAGCCUACAGCUUCCUCCGCGACUACCAGAAAUCCGAGAUAGCAGAGCUCAAAGCGGCCGUCAAGCAAGCACGCACGGAAGAAGACAAAGAAGCACUAAAGCGCAAGGCGAUCAGCAUGGAGAACCGACUCAAAGCGAAAGAAGCCAAGGAGCGGGAGCAGGAGGUGCUGCGACGCCAUCGCCACGAGGAGAAGGAGAAGGUGGAGCAGGGCAAGAAGCCUUAUUUCCCCAAGAAGAAGGAGCUGAAGGAGAAGGCGCUGGUGGAGAAGUUUGAGGGGAUGAAGAGUAAGGACCGGCAGCGGCUGAUUGAGAGGCGGAGGAAGAAGGAGGGGCAGAAGGAGAAGAAGAGGAUGCCGCAGGCGAGGCGCAUGGCUGGGUGACAGGUAUUUCAAGCCUUUGAUAAGCUUAGCGUGCUUACUGUUUGAUAUGAAGUGAACUCGAAGCCUGUUCUCUCGACCUCAUUCACGCUAUUCAAGGUCACUCAUAGCCUUGCAGUGAUACCAUACACCAAUACGCAUUGACUUGCGGCAUGUAUUCCGCGCCCUCGAGCAUGCGCAAACUACCCACCGUCACACAGGCUGCAGGUGAAUGCAGUUUGCUGUCUGCACUCAAUCAUAGAAAGGAAUCC